UAAAUAGCUGUCUCAAAGCAAAAAAGUGAAAAUGAAAAUGAAGGUCUGCUCCAGGCUGAGGUGGAAUGGGUGCCUUGCAGCACAACUAGUUCAGCUCAAGGAGCGUUUAUGGGGUGCUUAUUGCAUGCUAGGAGCCAUGCUGGCUUCUGGGGAUCAAAAGAUGAGUAAGUCCUGCACCUGCCCUGCCAUCAAGGAGUGCAUGGUGGGUCGUUUCAGUCUAACGUGGCAAAAACUGUGAUAGAGAAACCCUGGAUGGGCGGAGAAGAGUGUUUUAGGGAACGGGGUGGCUUGAACCAAGGUCAGGAUGAGAGAUCUGGGGAGGAGCUAGGGGACUGGCUGAGUGGCCAUCCUGGAACCAGGUUGAAUUGUGUCCUUGGGAGUUUCUCGGGCUACGAGGACAGGUUGAUGUUGGAGUGACCAGUGCAGGGCUGUCACCAGCUGUUGGUGAGUGGACAAUGGCUGCCUAGGACACAACAGAGGAAAAGGAAUGAGCUGCUAAAGGGCAGAGUGUUUGUGAAAUGGUAAUACAGGUCACACUUCCUGAACCAAACUGGGCCAGUUGGGGAUUCUUAGACUCUGGGACUAAAGACAACAGUCUCCUCUGCUGCUCCAUUCAGCAUGGCUUCAACCUCAAGAGACGCCACUGGUGAGAGGGAGGCCCGCUCCAAGCUGAAGUCCACUAAGCUGCUUGAGUUUCUCAGUGCUCUAGAGGAAGAAGAGUGUGGCAAUGACGGGGAGGAGAUUUUCAUCUCGCCUCCUGAGAAUGCUGCGGAGGACUUCACCGACGAGGACUCGGGUGAUGAGGAUGGCCGGCGAGGCGCUUACCUGCCCGCGAGCAUGCUGCAUGUCUCUGUGGUGUUGGAGGACUCUGGCACUGGGGAGGACAGUGAUGAUGCGGAGGUGCAGCCGGCGAAGAAGAGGCAGAAGACUGGCCUCGGGUUGCAGCGGGUUUGGACCAAAAGAGAUAUCCGACCUGACUUUGGCAAUUGGACAGCAUCAGAUCCUCAUAUCGAGUAUCUCAAAAGCCAGGAGCUGAGUCCUGUGGGCCUCUUUGAAUUGUUUUUUGAUGAAGGAACCAUUAAUUUCAUUGUUAAUGAAACCAAUCGUUAUGCUUGGCAGAAGAAUUUCAACCUGGGUCUCACAGCCCAAGAGUUGAAGUGUGUUUUGGGCAUUUUGAUUUUAAGUGGGUAUAUCUGCUAUCCAAGGAGAAGAAUGUUUUGGGAAACAUCUCCUGAUUCACAUCACCACCUUGUGGCUGAUGCAAUUAGAAGGGACAGAUUUGAGCUGAUCUUCUCAUACCUGCAUUUUGCAGAUAACAGUGAACUCGCUGAAACUGAUAGGUUUGCCAAGGUCAGGCCUCUCAUUGUCCGGAUGAACUGUAAUUUCCAGAAACAUGCGCCCUUGGAAGAGUUCUACAGCUUUGGCGAGUCCAUGUGUGAGUACUUUGGGCACGGGGGGUCCAAGCAGUUGCACGUGGGAAAACCCGCCCGGCUUGGCUACAAGAUCUGGUGUGGGACAACCAGCAGAGGCUAUUUAGUGUGGUUCGAGCCCUCUCAGGGCACACUGUUCACCAAGCCAGAUGAGGGUUUGGAUUUAGGAGGCAGUAUGGUGAUAAAAUUUGUGGAUGCACUUCAGCAGCGAGGCUGUCUGCCAUACCACAUAUUUUUUGACAAGGUUUUUACAAGUGUCAAGCUGAUGUCCAUCUUGAGGAAAAAGGGGGUGAAGGCCACAGGAACUAUCCGUGAGUACAGGACUGACAGAUGUCCCCUUAAAGACCCUAAGGAACUGAAAAAGAUGAAGAGGGGCUCAUUUGAUUACAAGGUUGACGAGAGUGAGGAGAUCAUUGUGUGCCGCUGGCACGAUAGCAGCGUGGUCAACAUCUGCUCCAACGCUGUGGGCAUAGAGCCGAUGAGGCUGGCGAGUCGGUGCUCGGGAGCAGCCAACGCGCGGACCCAGGUCCACCAGCCGUCACUGGUGAGGCUGUAUCAGGAGAAGGUGGGGGGUGUCAGCCGGAUGGACCAGAACAUUGCCAACUACAAGGUGAAGAUACGGGGCAUGAAGUGGUACUCGAGCUUCAUUGGCUAUGUCAUUGAUGCCGCCCUCAACAAUGCAUGGCAGCUGCACAGGAUCUGCUGCAGAGACGCCCAGGUGGACCUCCUUGCGUUCCGGAGAUACGUGGCCUGUGUGUACCUGGAGAGCAACGCCGACAUAUCAUCUCAAGGGAGGCAAAGCAGGAGGCUGGAAACCGAGAGCCGCUUCGACAUGAUCGGCCACUGGAUCAUCCACCAGGACAAGCGGACCCGGUGUGCCCUGUGCCACUCACAGACCAACACGCGGUGUGAGAAGUGCCAGAAGGGCAUCCACGCCAAGUGCUUUAGGGAGUACCAUAUCCGGUGAUGCCAUGGGAGGGUGGGGCAGGACCACUGAGGGCACUGAAGGGCUCCUUCCUAUGCCCAGUAGGUUAUUUUGGUUUAUAAUAAAAUGUUUACAACUCGUCA
Messenger RNA from Choloepus didactylus (southern two-toed sloth), 2498 nucleotides. It is a transcript of the gene PGBD2, whose product is annotated as piggyBac transposable element derived 2. The transcript has 3 exons. Gene Ontology annotation, molecular function: sequence-specific DNA binding. NCBI's taxonomy places the organism in Eukaryota, Metazoa, Chordata, Mammalia, Pilosa, Megalonychidae. The record is from RefSeq and is a predicted model, not a curated record. Bases 619 to 2397 code for a protein of 592 amino acids.